Spea bombifrons (plains spadefoot toad) is the source of this 1403-nucleotide messenger RNA. RefSeq names its product tetraspanin 17 (gene TSPAN17). Gene Ontology annotation, cellular component: membrane. Lineage: Eukaryota; Metazoa; Chordata; Amphibia; Anura; Pelobatidae. The coding region runs from base 266 to 1078 and encodes 270 amino acids. Gene Ontology annotation, biological process: protein maturation; regulation of vascular endothelial growth factor signaling pathway; protein localization to plasma membrane. The record is from RefSeq and is a predicted model, not a curated record. The transcript has 8 exons.
CAAGGCAGUGAGGCAGACAUGGACAUCCCGUGCAUGAGACCCCGGGAAGCUGUAUAACAAUAGGCUGUUCUGAGCUUCUAGUGCUCGCUGCAGCUUCCCAAUGCCGGCUUUAAGCUCCCGGGCACCUUUGGCAUUAUACCCUGCUUUCCUCCGCAGCCCCGUACAGCUGCACAUUGAACCCUUCCUCCCCGCAUCGCAUUGUUAAUUAUUUCUGACUGUGUGUUUGGAAUCGAUCCUUCCCUGUGUCGGUCUGUGGAUACAAACCAUGUCUGGCAAACACCAGCAUUUCAAAGGACCUGAAGUCAGCUGUUGUGUCAAAUAUUUCUUAUUUGGAUUCAACAUAGUGUUUUGGUUGCUGGGGGCAGCUUUCCUGGCGAUUGCUUUGUGGGCAUGGGCCGAGAAGGGUGUCCUCUCCAACAUCUCGUCUAUCACUGAUCUUGGCGGCUUUGACCCAGUCUGGCUAUUCAUUGUUACGGGGGCUGUCAUGUUUAUAUUGGGGUUUGCAGGCUGCAUUGGAGCUCUGCGGGAGAACACCACACUCUUAAAGUUUUUCUCAGUCUUCCUGGGACUGAUCUUCUUCCUGGAGCUGACGGCAGGUAUCCUGGCCUUCGUGUUCAAGGACUGGAUCAAGGAUCAACUCAACUUUUUCAUUAACAACAACGUGAAGGCUUACCGCGAUGACAUUGACCUGCAGAACCUCAUAGAUUUUGCUCAGGAAUAUUGGUCUUGCUGUGGAGCUCAUGGACCAAACGACUGGAACCUCAACAUUUAUUUUAAUUGCACAGACUCCAAUCCAAGCAGGGAGCGGUGUGGAGUACCUUUUUCCUGCUGCGUAAAAGACCCAGCGGAAGAUGUUCAAAACACACAGUGUGGAUAUGAUGUGAGAUUAAAGCUGGAGCUAGAGCAGCAAAGUUAUAUAUACACGAAGGGAUGCGUUGGCCAGUUUGAAAAGUGGCUUCAAGAUAAUUUAAUAGUUGUUGCCGGGGUAUUUGUUGCUGUUGCGCUCUUGCAGAUUUUUGGGAUAUGUUUGGCUCAGAAUCUAGUCAGUGACAUCAAAGCUGUGAAGGCAAACUGGUGACUAAAUUCCCUCCAUGCCCUGCCACUGGACACCUCUUGACACUGGAGCCCACCCUUAUGGAACUGCACUGCAACAUCGCACAGACACAAAUUACCCCACAUAAACUUUGAGGGACUCCCUUUUUUGUUUCUUUUUGACAACGGCCAAACUGGUUUGAUGGUGGUCUUGCUCUUUUUUCCCCCCAUGUGUUAUAUAUUUAGUGAGGCUCAUGCCAUGCCUCACCCCCGAACCCACACUUCCUGCCCCUAGUUUCAUUCCAUUCCUGGGCAUGGAGGGGCUGGCAUUGGUAGCCAGUAUGUAAAUAGGUGCAUGUGCAAAAUAAGAA